UUCUUCCUCCCAUCUUCAUUUCCUUUUAAACCCUACAACCUCUCAUCACUCUACCUUCACAACAACAGUCCCUCUCUUUUCCCUCGAACAAAAGAAAGAGAAAAAGAGCUUCGAAUUUCAAUGGCGGCUAAUGAAACUCAAGGUCCUCCCCGGGAUCAACAAUCUUUACUCCCAGACUAUCCUCAGAUGAUUUUGGAUGCCAUAGACGCAUUGAACGAGAAAGCCGGGUCGAAUAAGUCAACAAUAGCGAAGCACAUCGAGUCGACUCACUCGGAUCUCCCAGCGGCUCACGCCACUGUACUCUCCCACCACCUCAACAAGAUGAAAAACGGCGGUCAAAUCGUGAUGGUAAAGAACAAUUACAUGAGGCCCGACCCCAAUGCUCCACCCAAGCGUGGCCGUGGCCGUCCUCCUAAGCCCAAAACUCCCCUUCCACCCGGCGCCGUCGUCUCUCCGCCUAGACCACGUGGUCGUCCUCCCAAAGACCCGUCUGCUUCGCCUAAGCCCAAGACCCCCGUCAGCACCGGACGGCCACGCGGACGCCCCCCGAAGAUUGCUAAAGCAACACCGGCGAUCGCCCCUCCACCACCUGGAGUUAAGCGAGGCCGCGGUCGACCGCCGAAGGUGUAACCCCACGGUGGCUUCUCAAGUAAAGCGCUGGAGCUUAAAGUAAAAGGCGAAGUUAGCAUGACUUCAUCUUUUAGUUCUCUUCUCCACUGAUCGAUUCUUUAGGCCUUUUCUUCUUCAAUUUUAAUUAUUUUUUGGGUUUGAAAUCAACGUGGGAACUGGGAAAAAAAGUAUUGUUAUCUAUUGAAACAGGGUUUAGAUUUGUAGCUUAACUCGUGAUUUGCAUGUAAAUCAGUGAUGUUGUAUUUUUUGCCUG
Hibiscus syriacus is the source of this 883-nucleotide messenger RNA. RefSeq names its product HMG-Y-related protein B-like. The coding region runs from base 121 to 630 and encodes 169 amino acids. Lineage: Eukaryota; Viridiplantae; Streptophyta; Magnoliopsida; Malvales; Malvaceae. Gene Ontology annotation, molecular function: nucleosomal DNA binding; double-stranded DNA binding. Gene Ontology annotation, cellular component: chromatin; nucleus; nucleolus. The transcript is spliced from 2 exons. The record is from RefSeq and is a predicted model, not a curated record. Gene Ontology annotation, biological process: regulation of DNA-templated transcription; chromosome condensation; nucleosome assembly.